AUGCUGUCCUCCCUGAUCUACACCCUGGCAUUGGCCCGGCUCUCACUCGGAGCUGCCGCCAAUGCGUCCUUCACGCCUGACGCCAGUCGCUGGCCCGGCGGCAUGCACCUGGGGACCGACUACUACCCCUCGCAAUGGCCCGAGUCGCUUUGGGAGAGCGACUUUGCCGCCAUGCAAGCCGCCAAUAUCUCGUACGUCCGGGUCAGCGAAUUCGACUGGUCUGUCCUGGAACCGGCCGAGGGCGAGUACAACUUUACCCUGCUGGACACGACGCUGGAGCUGAUGGGCAAGUACGGCUUGAAGGCCAUCGUCGGCACGCCGACUGCCUCGCCACCGAAUUGGGUCAGCGAGAAGUACGACAUCAACUUUGUGGAUCGUACCAACCGGACGCUGCUGUUCGGAUCACGUCGAGGCUAUAGUUUCUCGUCUUUCGACUACCGCGACUUGUCUCAGAAGAUCACGACGGAGCUGGCAAAGCGAUAUGGCAACAACUCCAACGUGGUGGCGUGGCAGCUGGACAACGAGUUCGGAUGUCACGACACGGUGCGCACGUAUGACCACAACGCGAUGGUUCGGUUCCGGACCUGGCUGCGGCAGAAGUACGGGACCAUUGAGGCGAUGAACGAUGCCCAGGGCCGUGUUUUCUGGUCAACCCAGUACAAGAGCUUCGAUGCUGUCCAGCCGCCGUUCCUUGAAAUCUACACGCUGAACGAGGCACACACGCUAGAUUGGUACAAAUUCAGCUCCGAUAUGGUGAUUGACUUCGCCAAGGAGCAGACCGCUAUUCUGAGGCAGUAUGCACCAAGGCAUGCUAUCACGACGAACUUCCAGAUGAUGUUCACUGAUUUCGACCACUACAAGUUCAACCGCGAGGUGGGACUCGACCUGGCCACCUACGACCAAUAUGCUCUGGCCGGACUCACCGCCGUUGCUGGUGUUACGGACCAACAGAUGCAGGAGUACCUUCGCACUGGCCUGCCGGACCUGCAGAUGCUUCAUCAAGACUUGUACCGCGGCAUCUCUGGCGCUGCCUAUGGCAAGAACAGUGGUCCAUAUGGCAUUAUGGAGAUGGAACCCGGCGUUCUGAACUGGGGCCAGUACCGCGUCUCGCCCGCAGUGGGCAUGGUGCGACUGUGGAGUCUCGAGACGUUCGCUGCCGAGGGGAGCAUGGUCAAUUACUUCCGAUGGCGUCAAGUUCCAUACGCACAAGAGCAAACGUUGUCCGGCCUCCACGUCUCCGACGGAACGCCAGACGAAGGCUUUGAGGAGACUCAGAUUGUUGCUCAGGAAGACUUGCCCAAGGUGCGGAGUGCCAUGAGCAUGAGCACCCAGAAAGCCCAAGCCGACGUCGCCCUCGUCUUCGACUACAUCUCUCACUGGGUGUUCGCCAUCGAGCCGUAUAGCGGUUCGUGGUCGGUCGACGAUGCGGGCUACACCGACACCACCGUCGCCUAUACCGACCUCGUCUACAAUUUCUACUCAGCACUCCGCCGCCUCGGUCUCAGUAUCGACGUGGUCUCGCCCGAGCAAGCGCUGGACGGCUACAAGAUGGUUGUGGUGCCCAGCUUGCCGAUCAUUCCCGACGCCUUCAACGCCGCGCUGGCCAACUUGGACGUUCCCGUCGUCUUUGGCCCGCAUACCGGCUCCAAGACGGAGAACUACGCUUACCCUGCGGGGCUCACGCCUUCGGCGGGCGCUCUGAGAGACCGCCUCCCCAUGCGCGUCACGCGCGUGGAAACGCCCCCGGACUACGCAGGCAGCGGUGUCGCGUAUGCAGGUGCGAACUACUCCAUCUCGGCCUGGGAAGAGACCGUCGUCUGCUCCCGCCAGAACUCGACGAGCAAGGCCACGGUCACGUCGACUUCCAGACACCGCCUGGGCAAGCCCGCAGCCUGCGCGAGCGACGAUGGGGUGCACUACCUAGCCUUCAAGCCGCCGGUCGAGUUCCUGGUCUCCUAUCUCGGCGAUGUCGCGAGUAGCGCAGGUGUACGGGACGGGAUGGGGAGGGUAGCCAGUCAGGUGCACGAUUUGGGAGAAGCGCUUCGUCUGACGAGGCGCGGGGAUUUGCUCUGGGCGUUCAAUUACGGCAUGGACGCGCAGUCGUUACCACCGAUGACGAAUGGCACGCUGGUCGUUGGCGCGAGUGGUAACUCGAAUGAGAUGCCGGCUUAUGGGGUCAAGGUGUGGAACAUGGCUCGUUGA
Molecule: messenger RNA, 2202 nt
Organism: Anthostomella pinea
Lineage: Eukaryota; Fungi; Ascomycota; Sordariomycetes; Xylariales; Xylariaceae
Source: the annotation of a GenBank genome assembly